GGCUGCCCAGACCGCUCGGCCGCCUGGUCUGACAGCGCCUCGAGCUCGGGCGCUGAGAGGAGCGAGGCGGGGCCCCGGUGGCCCCCAGGGCGCGCUUUGAGGCGGAGAAGCGGGAAGGAGACUCCGGGAUGAGCGGCUGAAGGCGACGCGGGAUCUGACGCGAGUUGGGGCCCCAAACACCAGCCUCCGGCAUCGCGAUGUACAAGUCCCCGGAGACGCCCUAGCUCGGUGCGCGCGCGGGGCGGAGCGAGCAGGUGGGGCUGAGCUCUCCGCGGUCCGUCCUGCGCGGUCCCCGGCCGGCCGGAGGAUGGGCGCUAGCGCCUUGGGGCCGCGCCCGUCGCUGCUGCCCGCGCGCCCGCCGCGAGCCCGGCGCCAGGCCCGCGCCCUGCGCUCAUGGAUGGCGGCUCCCGGCUGGCGGCAGCGCGCCCCCGGGCUGUGAAUGCGACUCGCCCCUCGGCCGCGCUCCCCGCCCGCCCGCCCGCCGGGACGUGGUAGGGGAUGCCCAGCCCCACUGCGAUGGCAGUUGGCGCGCUCUCCAGUUCCCUUCUGGUCACCUGCUGCCUGAUGGUGGCUCUGUGCAGUCCGAGCAUCCCUCUGGAGAAGCUGGCCCAAGCCCCGGAGCAGCCGGGCCAGGAGAAACGCGAGCACGCGUCUCGGGACGGCCCGGGGCGGGUAAGCGAGCUCGGGCGCCCUACGAGGGACGAGGGCAGCAGCGGCCGGGACUGGAAGAACAAGAACGGCCGUGGGCUAGCCGGCCGGGAGCCGUGGAGCAAGCUGAAGCAGGCCUGGGUCGCCCAGGGCGGGGGCGCCAAGGCUGGGGACCUGCAGGUCCGGCCCCGCGGGGACACCCCGCAGGUGGAGUCCCUGGCCGCCGCAGCUCAGGACGCUAUCGGCCCGGAACUCGCGCCCACUCCAGAGCCGCCCGAGGAGUACGCGUACCCGGACUAUCGCGGCAAGGGCUGCGUAGAUGAGAGUGGUUUCGUUUACGCGAUCGGGGAGAAGUUCUCCCCUGGACCCUCGGCCUGUCCGUGCCUGUGCACAGAGGAGGGGCCGCUGUGCGCGCAGCCCGAGUGCCCGAGGCUACACCCGCGGUGCAUCCACGUUGACACGAGCCAGUGCUGUCCGCAGUGCAAGGAAAGGAAGAACUACUGUGAGUUCCGGGGCACGACCUACCAGACUUUGGAGGAGUUCGUGGUGUCUCCUUGUGAGAGGUGCCGCUGCGAGGCCAACGGCGAGGUGCUGUGCACAGUGUCGGCGUGUCCCCAGACGGAGUGUGUGGACCCCGUGUACGAGCCCGACCAGUGCUGCCCCAUCUGCAAAAAUGGACCCAACUGCUUCGCAGAAACCGCUGUCAUCCCUGCCGGCAGAGAAGUGAAAACCGAUGAGUGCACCAUAUGUCACUGUACUUAUGAGGAAGGCACCUGGCGAAUUGAGCGGCAGGCCAUGUGCACCCAACAUGAAUGCCGGCAAAUGUAGACCCUGCAAAAACUCGGACACUUUUCUAGACUAUUUUACUGAUGUGCACCUUCUAGAUGACUCUGGGAAGACGUUUAACAAGGAGUGAUGGGAAAUUGUUGGUACUUUGGCUUUUCUCAGUAACAAUUACUGCAAGAGAAUGAAAUGGAUGUAUUUCAAAACAUCAUUGAGAACUUCGGGCAUAAAAUCCCUCUCUAAAUAAAUGUGCUAUUUUCACAGUAAGUACAUGGAAGUACUCUAUUAUAUAUUAAAUGUAUUUCUAUAUCCUCCAUUAGAGAGCCUAUAUAAAUGUUUUCUAUAGAUAAAGAUUAAAAAUGCUGUGUGGUCAACCGUC
Messenger RNA from Nycticebus coucang (slow loris), 1810 nucleotides. RefSeq names its product von Willebrand factor C domain containing 2 (gene VWC2). Gene Ontology annotation, molecular function: protein binding. Gene Ontology annotation, cellular component: AMPA glutamate receptor complex. NCBI's taxonomy places the organism in Eukaryota, Metazoa, Chordata, Mammalia, Primates, Lorisidae. The transcript has 4 exons. Bases 499 to 1476 code for a protein of 325 amino acids. The record is from RefSeq and is a predicted model, not a curated record. Gene Ontology annotation, biological process: negative regulation of BMP signaling pathway.